AUGCCGCAAGAGCUGCAACACUUCCUCCUCCACGCGAGAAAGCGGGGGGAUCGGCACUACCGCAUCGGGCAGGUUUCCUUCAGCAAUGGUCAGUACCCCGAGUUCCAGAACCUGUGGCAGCUCUUUCAGUACCACGACCGGGAGGAGUCUGGACACUUGGACAAGGAGGAAUUUCUCCAAGCGCUGGAAAGCUGCCACAGGCUACUGAAGUCUGACCUGCCCAUGGAAGCUCAGGAGGCCUGGUCACAGGCCGGUGGUCCCUGCACCGGCUUCGUCAACUUCAGCCAGUUCGCCCACCUUGCCGAGACCCUUGGCCUGGCUCUGCCGGUGGGCUUGGAGCUGGAUGGGGCCACGCGGCCCUGCAGGUUCCGAGUUCGCCUGAAGAACAAUGGCGACUUUGGGCAAGAGGAGUACACAUGCAGCUGCCCCUGCUUCCAGGCCGAGCGUGCGGGCGGAGGCGUCCUUUGCCAGUGUGGCCACAAGCUGAGCAUGCAUCGAUCAGACUUUGCCGAGGACACCUACGCCAAUAUCGACUCGCACCUCCGGGCACCCUCGCCACAGAGGGGCAUCUGGAUGCCUGGAGAGGAGGGCCUUGUGGCGGUUACAGACCAGGACCUACUGCGGAAGCUCCAGGACCUGAUGAACGACAGCCACAAGAGCCACGACAAUUGGACGCGAGACAGGGGCUGCAGGCUCCACGGGGUGAACGGCUGCUCGUGGGCCUGCGCUGCGAAGAAUCGGAACCCGGGUAGUGCUGGGGAGGGCUCAAGGCUGUUCGGGCCCCCUGGGCCCUGGAGAGUCGGACUUUGUCUUGCUUUCGUUAACGAGCUUCCACUUCCAAGCGCAGUGAAGUUAGCAGUGGACUUACACGCAGCACGCCAUGGCGCAUCCGAAGCCUUCUGCCGCCAGGUGCCAAGCGGCUUCACCCUGCAGGCGGCCUACAGGAGCUGA
Symbiodinium natans is the source of this 951-nucleotide messenger RNA. The record is from the annotation of a GenBank genome assembly. NCBI's taxonomy places the organism in Eukaryota, Dinophyceae, Suessiales, Symbiodiniaceae.